AUGCCACAGAUCGACGAAGAAAUUGUUCGACAAUUUGCCAAUAGCCAAGCCAAAAGUAUCGAAGCCAAAGACCCGAAGCUCGUGUCAGCUACCUUGGCCGACAACUGCCGUCGCUUCAUCGCGCCCGCAUCAUUCAUGAAAUCCAUGGGCCUCCCAGACGAGGUUGCCAAACAGGGCUCUCCCAACGAGAUGUACGAACAGCAUUUCUCUAUGCAAAUUCCGUUCGUUGAGUCGACUUCAUGCGAUGUACAUGACAUCGCACUUGACCAACAAAAGAUGAAGGCGACGGUUCAUCUUACCCAUCGAAUCAAGCCAGUUGGUGUUGAGGAAGAGUUCUUCAUCGAGAAUAUGAUUCUUCUUGAUUUCGAAAAGGAGGGUGAAAAGAUUGAGAAGAUUGUUGAGUUUACAGAUGUUGCGGAGAGUAUGAAGUACAUGCAAACACUUCAAGGGUUAGCUGCUGGCAAGUCAGAGUGA
Messenger RNA from Fusarium coffeatum, 474 nucleotides. RefSeq lists its product as uncharacterized. The record is from RefSeq and is a predicted model, not a curated record. The coding region runs from base 1 to 474 and encodes 157 amino acids. NCBI's taxonomy places the organism in Eukaryota, Fungi, Ascomycota, Sordariomycetes, Hypocreales, Nectriaceae. The transcript has a single exon.